GUUCUCACUACUAAUCUCCUUUUCUCCAGAAUGCUCCGUCUCUCCUCUUUUCUUCGCUUCUGCGUUCUGCAUUCUGCACUCCUCAACUGAUUCGAAAAUCACAAAGUAAUUCCUCCAAUAGAAAGCAAAAUGGAGCAACCAAGAUUAGCUGCUACUGCAACUAGAUUUUAUAGGGCCCUCUAUUUAGCACACAAUCAAGCUCGACAACGAGGAUUUGCCGCUGCUUCUUCUGGUCGUUCCGCUGACCCUGCCGUUUACUCCGAGGACCGUGAUCAUGAACUGAAACCUGCCGUUCCGUCUGGGAAACACGAAGAAACUAGAAAUCUAUACGAGCCUGACUCAACCAAGAGGGAAACGGAAACAGAAGCACAAUACAAACCCACUAAAGAAACCCAACCUUCGGCACAACCAAGACCACUGCAUGUUUCUUCUCCUAGGCACGAAAGCAAUGGAGUGAACCGUCCUGUAGAACCACAGAUUCAACAAAAACGUCAGAACUCACCGGUUAUCCUUGAAGAAAUAAGCUGUGCGGGGCUUGAUGGGACCCCAUGGCCGAUGGAGAAGGGAACCCAAGUACAAGGAAACGAUAAUGAUUACUAUAGGCAUCACAAGGCGUCCCCUUUAUCGGAGAUUAAGUUUGCAGACACUAGGAAGCCGAUAACAAGGGCAACUGAUGGCACUGCAUAUGAUAGUGGAAUGGGCAGAGACGUAAUUGGGUGGCGACCUGAGCAGCUUUACACGGCUGAGGAAACGUUGGAAAUGGCUCAAAGGACAUGGAGAGAGAAUGCUAUGCGUGGUGAUCCUGAUUCUCCACACGGACGGGUUCUGAGAGUUCUUCGUGGGGAGUGGUUUUGAGUAUUCGGAAUAUGCUGUUUGAUAGAAUUCCUUUUGGGUGUUGUGAAGAUGUAAUAAUUCAUGCAAUCGUCAGAUUGUAUCUCAAGUUCUUAACGUAAUGAAAGUUUUAGAGGGAUAUAAA
This is a messenger RNA of Manihot esculenta (cassava), 976 nucleotides long. RefSeq lists its product as uncharacterized. The transcript is spliced from 2 exons. The record is from RefSeq and is a predicted model, not a curated record. The coding region runs from base 130 to 855 and encodes 241 amino acids. Lineage: Eukaryota; Viridiplantae; Streptophyta; Magnoliopsida; Malpighiales; Euphorbiaceae.